Messenger RNA from Humulus lupulus (European hop), 2390 nucleotides. Its product is annotated as transcription factor GAMYB-like. Lineage: Eukaryota; Viridiplantae; Streptophyta; Magnoliopsida; Rosales; Cannabaceae. Bases 374 to 2038 code for a protein of 554 amino acids. The transcript has 5 exons. The record is from RefSeq and is a predicted model, not a curated record.
CUCGUGUUUUGCCAUUUCUACACUGAGUUUCCUCGUUAUUCUCUCCAAAUCUUCCACCUUUCUCUUUCUUUCUCUCUCUCUCUCUCUCUUUCUUUAUGUACAUCUCUUCUCUUUCUUUCAAUAUGAUUCACUUUCUCCAAUGAAGAAUCUCAGUCUCAGUCUUGAUGUGCUGCGCUCUUUACGCUCAGAUUCUCCUUAUUUUCUUUCAUAGUUUGAGGUCUUCGCGAUUUGGUCAGCUCAGCACAUUAAUUCAUCAGAUAUAAAAAAAUCACAAUAUUUUUAUUGAUAGUUUCCACCAAGAAUCAGGUUCAACCUACCAUUUGCUUGUUUCUUAGCUCUUGGUAGGCAUUUUUAAUUGAUAUCAAAUUUAGAGAUGAGCGGGUCAACAAAUGAGAGUGAAGACGGGCAAAUCUCCAAAUAUCAUAGUGAUUCACCAUUAAUUGAUGAUAAUAAUGGAGGGAGCUCAAGUGGGGGACUUGUUUUGAAGAAAGGGCCAUGGACGUCCACUGAAGAUGAAAUUUUGAUGGACUAUGUUAAUAAGCACGGGGAAGGUAACUGGAAUGCAGUUCAGAAGCACUCAGGGCUUUCUCGUUGUGGCAAAAGUUGCAGACUACGAUGGGCAAAUCAUUUGCGGCCAAAUUUGAAGAAGGGUGCUUUUUCUCAAGAUGAAGAGAGGUUGAUUAUUAAACUCCAUUCUCAGAUGGGGAACAAGUGGGCACGGAUGGCUUCACAAUUGCCUGGUCGCACCGAUAAUGAGAUAAAAAAUUAUUGGAAUACCCGCAUUAAGAGACGUCAGCGGGCUGGCUUGCCCCUGUACCCUGCUGACCUCUGUUUGCAAGCAUGUCAAGAAAAUCAAGGGCAGAGUACUGGUGGAAUUAAUUGUGGGGAUAAUGGACAAAACGAUCCCAUGCAGGCUAAUAGUUUUGAGAUACCUGAUGUUGUUUUUAAAGGUUUAAAGGCAAACACUGAUGUAUUGCCUUGUGUUUCAGAACUGCCAGAAAUGUCUAUGAAUUCUAUGCUUAUGAAAGGUAUAGCUUCACCUCAAUGUUAUAGUUUCAUACCCUCAACACUUAACCGCCAUAAGCGUCUUCGAGAAACAUCAGAUGAUUUUCCAGAUUCCAGUGGGUGUGUCCAGAACGGAUUUCCUCUGUUUGACCAGUGUCAGGUUAAUUGUGGCAAAGUUGUUAGCCCGUGGUCAACUUUUCAGCACGAUCUUGAUCCUAAUAAGAGCCUGCUGUCUUAUGAUGUAAUGCAGGGUAGCCAUGCCCUUUCAAAUGGCAAUUCUUCUGCUUCCAAGCCCAUUUAUGGGAAUGUGAAGUUGGAGCUCCCUUCACUCCAAUAUACAGAAACUGAUUUAGGCGCCUGGGGCACUUCUCCCCAACCACCUUUACUUGAGUCGGUUGAUACUUAUAUUCAUUCUCCUCCUACAGUUGGUGUGUUUGAGUCAGAGUGCUCUACACCACGCAAUAGUGGCCUGCUGGAAGAUUUGCUUCAUGAAUCGAAGACUCUAGGCAGUGGAAAGAAGCAUUUAUCUGAAAAGAGUUCAAAUUCAUCAAGUAUUACUCCUUGUGACGUGGUUGAUAAUAGCCCUUUAAAUUUUUGCGAAACUGAAUGGGAGGACUACAGAGAAUCUCCUUUUUGUCAUUCUGCUACUUCACUUUUCAACAACGAGUGCAUUAGUAAUAGUGGAAGCUCCAUGGAAGAACCACUACCCUUAAACACCUUUCCUGGGAGCACUGUGAAACUAGAGCCAUUUGAAACAGAUUCAGUCACAGCGAAAGAGAGAGAACUAAGUACGCAAAUGAAUAUUCGUCCUGAUGCGUUACUUGGGUCAGAAUGGUUUGAUCAGACUACAGGGUACCUGGACCCCACCUUGGUGAGCGAUACCAUUGCCACAGUCCUAGGUGAUGGAUUGGCAAAUGACUACAACAAGCACAUGGCUAGCGGCACUGCUUCGCUAGGUCAAGAGAUGAUGGGCUUUGGUCAUUGUGCGUGGAAUGCCAUGCCAUCUGUGUGUCAAUUGUCUGACCGCCUCUGAUUUGAUAAAAUCUUUUACCACUUUCAUUCGUGUUCAUGAUUUGUUUGAUCGGAGUGGUACUCAAUUCCUGAAUCGUCAGGGACAGGAACUGAGUGAGACUUGACUUAGUUUUUUCGUUUGGCAUGAAACAUGGUUAUUUUGUUCGUUGGUUAUGCUUUUUUUAGUUGCUCUUUUAGCAAAACUAUGGAUAUAUGCAAAGCAUAACUGUUUUUAGUGUUUUAGUUGGUUGCAGGAUCAGCAGUGCUUGGGGAAUAACUAUGCUUUUUUGAACAUUGAACGUUGAACUUUCGGAUUGUGGAUUCUGCUUAUUAGCGAAUUUGAUUUCUCUUUUAAUGCUCACUCAUUUUUCUUA